UCUAUAAACUCACUGCUUCUAGCAGUCUGCCGCUUGCCACCAAUACCUACUAACAAUACAUAUUACUAUGUAUUGUUGCCACCCAUAGUCGACGGUGCUGUGCUCUAAAACUGACGUGACGCCGUGCUCUCACGGAAGUGAUUCUUUCACGUGUAGCACGGUAAGGGAUAAGAGCGAAAAAAAAUCUUUCUUCAAUGCUGUUUUUAUAGGAGUUCCUGGAAACUUUUAAAACUUUGGCGUUUCUCGAUAGCUUUUGGGGUUUACUGAAAAUCGGCUAUUUCCUGCUGAACACAUAUUAGUAAAUUCAAAGAAUUUCAAUUUUUCUGAAACAGUACCAAAGAAAAUGCAUAACAUGUUACGGCGAGCGCCAACUGGCGCACGCUGCUUGAAAUACGAGUACUUUGUGGGAUGACGUGUAAGUAGCCAGAGUGGUGUUGGUGACUUGGUGUGGGUGAAGUGGGCAGAAGUGACAUUGAUGAGUUUGUGAUAGUCAUGCGCCGUAUUUGUGUUACUCAUGUUGUAAAUGGUGUUUUGUAAUUUUGACGUGAUUUGUACUCAUCAAGACUGUUAAGUGUAAUAGGAAUCAUCCACGAUGGUGCUGUUGACGAUGAUCGCAAGGAUAGCAGAUGGGCUACCUUUGGCAGCAACUAUGCAAGAAGAUGAACAGUCAGGAAAAAGUAUUCUUGAGUAUCAAAAUCAAGCCAAACUUUUAUUUCGGAAAUUAAACAACCAGAGUCCCACAAGAUGUAGUAUAGAAACUGGACCUUACUUAUUUCAUUAUCUGAUUGAAAAUGAAGUGUGCUACCUAGUUUUAGCAGAACGUAAUUAUUCCAAACGAUUGGCUUUCUCUUAUUUGGAAGACCUUGCUCAAGAGUUUCAUUCUCAGUAUGGAAAAAGAGUUGGAACAGUUUCUAGGCCAUACAGUUUUAUUGAAUUUGAUACAUACAUUCAAAAAGCCAAGAAAGUAUUUACAGAUUCAAGGACUAGGAGGAAUUUAUCUGCACUGAACACAGAACUUCAAGAUGUUCAAAGAAUUAUGGUGCAGAACAUAGAUGAUGUUCUACAAAGAGGUGCUGUUCUCUCUGAAUUAGACAACAAGGCUCUAAAUUUAUCAAUGCACUCCCAGAAGUACAAAAAAGAUGCAGCGUAUUUGAAUGCAAAAUCAAUGUAUGUGAAGGCAGCUGCAGGGUGCAUUGUUGUAUUAGUCUUCCUCCUAUACUUCUGGGUUCUCUGAGAUAGAACUCGACCCAUAGACUUCUCAAGACUGCCCUGAAGAUAUUGUAUAUCAUUUCCCAUUUCACAUGUUGUGUAUUCUUUUGCUGAUAUUUUCCAUGUUGUGGAACUGCAUAGUGAGAACUCUCGCUAUGAGAAAGGAUUUGUGUGCAAAUUUUUUGUAAUUUGUUUGAAUGCAGUUAGAUACAAAGUUGAAUGUUUUAAUGAAAAGAGUAUUGUGUGCUUUGUGUCAUUUUCCAGUUAUAAAUGAAUGAUCACUUCGACUUGGGGGUGUUUAAAAGGAAUUUUGUAUAUCUUAUUCUGAAAGGUACUUUGAAAAUGUAAAUGCACAUGUGUUUAACUGUGUAACUGGUGAAAAUUCUCUUGGUGGUUGUUGAUCAAUACUGUUUAUUGAAUCAUAUUUUAUUUAGUCUUGCACAAGUUAAAAUGAACUGGCAGAAGGAUAUUACUAUUUUUACAAGAAUUGUAGAAGUUGAUUACAUGAAACAGUAGUUUUGAAAGCUAUUGAUGUGGUUGUUCCAAAGGUGAAAUAAUACUGCAAGGGCCCUAAUGCAUCCAUCAUUAACUAAUUGUAUCAGAGGAUCUUUCUUUGAACAUACUAAAAACAGAAAAUUGUUAAUCCUUUUGUUACCUUAAUUUUCUAUUUGUAAAAAUUUUCACUUCUGGUAAAAAGACAUUUUUUUAAGUAUCCUAUUAAAUUAUAAUAUAACAUACUUUUCAUAGCCUUUUUGUAAAAAUAGCUAUUAAGAACAGUUGUUGCCCGUAGAUGUUCAUACUUUGUAGGUACAGGUAAACUGAGCAACAGAAUUACAUUUUACUUUCAGAAUACUAGAAAGUUGAAAAUAAACUGUAUAACUUCUCAUAGGGACUGUAUCAUUUCUUCGGUGAUGUGUAUGUUUGAAAGUUUCCCAAUUAUUCUGGUUGUAAAUGGUAAAAGUCUGUGGUGCUAAUUCUCUGCAUCCCUUAACCCUUAAACAUGUGAUUCAGUCUUCAAGAAAGACAUUCUUUUCAUAGAUCCAUUGGUCAAGGGAUUUUUCUCUCUGUGCUGACUCUCAUAUGGAGAAGCAGGGCCACAGAAACGAACCUAGCUGUCUACCUGCUCCUGCUUAUGAUACACUUGUCCCCUUUCUCUCCUGUCUAGGAAUGCUACCGAACCC
Gryllus bimaculatus (two-spotted cricket) is the source of this 2390-nucleotide messenger RNA. The record is from the annotation of a GenBank genome assembly. NCBI's taxonomy places the organism in Eukaryota, Metazoa, Arthropoda, Insecta, Orthoptera, Gryllidae.